GACAGUGACAGCCUGUUCCGUGUAGCAGCGCCACUGGCGGAAAUUUCUCAAAGUUGACAAUUAUUUCGUCGUGGACAGACGUUCCCGAUUUCUUAAUUUUACUCUCACAAAAAAACUAAAAAAUGGGUAUCCCUGCUGGUAACGCCGAGAACGGCAAGAAAAUCUUCGUCCAGAGAUGCGCCCAGUGCCACACAGUUGAAGCUGGUGGCAAGCACAAGGUCGGCCCCAACCUAAACGGCUUCUUUGGCCGCAAGACUGGUCAAGCUGCUGGCUUCUCAUACUCAGAUGCCAACAAGUCGAAGGGAAUCUCAUGGAAUGAGGACACCCUAUUUGAGUACCUGGAGAACCCCAAGAAGUACAUCCCUGGAACCAAGAUGGUGUUCGCUGGUCUGAAGAAGGCCAAUGAAAGGGCAGACCUUAUUGCCUACCUAAAAGUCGCCACUAAGUAAAAGACAACUUCAAACUAGGAAAAUUUUAUGUAACCAGUUCUUUGGAAAUUUCAAAGGGACUAUUUACAUAUAGCCUCAUCAGUAUCAUUAAUGUUACUUAUGCAAUCCUGUUAUUGCACAACUAAUUUAACAAUAGUUUACAUGACAUCAUUGUAGUAAAACAUUUAUUUAUUGUGAGAAAUGGCUGUUCACUCAUUAGCAUUACUCUUGUGAGUAUUUAAACAAAUAACUUACUGUUUUUAUGUCGUGCUUCAGAUUGUGAGUGUGAUUUAAUGUAAUUAAAUUAUUAUUAAACAACAUUUAAUGUUAGAUAUUCAUUCUGUGGAAGUACCUGCGCUUUCGUGAGUGAAUGUUACCAAUAAUUUCUAAAUAGAAAUAUGUCAAAACG
This is a messenger RNA of Plutella xylostella (diamondback moth), 837 nucleotides long. RefSeq names its product cytochrome c. The record is from RefSeq and is marked provisional. NCBI's taxonomy places the organism in Eukaryota, Metazoa, Arthropoda, Insecta, Lepidoptera, Plutellidae. Gene Ontology annotation, molecular function: electron transfer activity; heme binding.